Messenger RNA from Cercospora beticola, 3380 nucleotides. Its product is annotated as cytochrome b561 domain-containing protein. The record is from RefSeq and is a predicted model, not a curated record. Lineage: Eukaryota; Fungi; Ascomycota; Dothideomycetes; Mycosphaerellales; Mycosphaerellaceae.
GCGUCGUGCAUUAGCCUAUGCCAACACCACUGACGACUCCGCCAGUUACCAAGAUUACAAGGAAUCAUCGUCAACCGCCUCCAUCGCUACACCGCGCACGCAAAGAUUGUACACCGAAGCCAGCAACGUCGUCUCCCACAGAAUCGAGUCCAUCUACCCCGCCACGAAGCGAGCUGCCGAGAAGCCAUACCACAGUUGGAGAAGAAAUCGCAAGCGAUACGAGCACUCAAACUUCUGCACCGCCAUGGUCUAGAGACUGCGUGCUCAACUGCACACGGGCGCCCGAGCGCGCAGUCGCCUUGACCGGUGCACGACAACAUCUGCAUCGACAUGUCCACCGACGGACUGUCUGCUCCCGGGAGCAGCACCUACGACAGCAGCACCAUGUUCGUAGGUGACGGCACCUGGGAUGCUUCGCGGAACAGCUUCUUGUUGCCGAAUUUGCAAGGACUGAAUUUCGACACGAUGCGAUACAACGGCAUGGGCAAUCGCUUUCGAGACAUGCCGCAAUACAGGUCACUCAUUAUUGGGCAUGGAGUUAUGGCGGCCAUUACAUUCAUUGGCGUGGUGCCAGCUGCCAUCUUGAUCGCGAGGUUCUACCACUCCGGUGGGAGGCUGGCAUAUAAACUACACGUAUACCUCCAAAUCAUGACCGUCUUCCUGGCUACCGUGGUUUUCACUCUGGGCUGGUUCGCAGUGGGUCCUGAACGGAGUUUGACAAAUCCGCAUCAUGGAAUUGGGCUGGCCAUCUACGUUUGUGUCCUGGUUCAGUUUAUCUACGGCUGGUGGAUGUCCAAACGAGAGAGAAAGCGGACCAAGCCGCAUCCAACCAUACCACUGAAGGUGCAUAUCCAUAGGCUGUUCGGUCGAGCAGUGGCUAUGCUCGCAUUCGUCCAGAUCGCGCUCGGUCUGACGCUUUAUGGCUCUCCAAAGGUACUAUUCAUUCUCUACGCAUUGGUGGGCGCUCUUCUCGUAUUCCUCUAUCUCGCACUCGAAUACCGGAACAAGCCUCGCAUCGGAGAUGGAGUAGCCGUGUCAGGCGCAAGAUCAGACUACUACUCAGACUACAGCGGCAGCUAUUUGACCGGUGACAGAACAGAGUUGACGCACGAUCGGCGCAGUCGAAGAGCGGAGAGCAGAUCCCGAGAUGAGAAGCAAGGUGGUGGCUGGGCCAAGAAAGCGCUGGCCGGUGCAGGUUUAUUUGGAGCGUACAAGUGGUGGUCUCGGCGGCGAGAGAAGGAGGAAGACGAGGACCGCUACAACGAGUACACUGAGAGCAAUGUGAACAACACACAGCGACCAGGUCGCACGCCAGGCCCUCCUGGUUCUUCAGUCGCUUACUCAGGACCGGCACCUUAUGGCCGUCCCGGUCGCGUACCCAGCAGGCCACCCCCACCAGCUACUUACGACGGUCGGCACAGAGCAUCUAGCAGAGGCAGUGGCCCAGCGCGGAGGCACGAUGAUACAGUCCUCUCUCCCCAAAGUUGGGAGAAUGACGAGUACGACGACGACGAAAAGUAUGGCGAGAAGCCACCCCGUGACAACACAUGGCGCAAUCGACUGCUCGGAGCAGGUGCUGGAAUAGCGGCUUUUCAAGGGUUGAAGAGUAUGUUUGGCAGCAAGAAGCGUAAAGACAAUUACGUCGACUCCGAUGUCAGCUACAGGCCCCCUCCUCAUGGGAUGACCAAUACUGUCAGUCAAACGGAUGUGUCCAGAGUCGAGGCUGGCCAUGCUCCUUUCUCGCCACAUGAUCCGAAACGGGGUCAUGGAACACUCAUCUCAGAGACGACGCAGAUGACGCCUUCAAGACCGCCGAACAGGAGGCGACCCAGCGUGAGCUCCGUCUCGUACGACGACGAGGCAAGUUAUGCACCGCCACCUAGACCCGGAUCUGAUGGCCCGAAUCUGCGAGAGAGCAUCGCAACUAUGGGAGCAAUUGCUGGAUUUAGGGAAUGGAACAAGCGUAGGAAAGAUCGAAACGAGAGACAGAAACAGGACCAGCUGCGGCAAGAACAGCUCGAGAGCGAAGAACAGUACAACCGACGCAACUCCAAUCGCUAUCCUCGCCCCCAGGAUGCCAGCGGUCGGCGCGCUAGUCACUCCGACACGCUAAUGACAGGCCCAGAGCACGCUCCUGGCAGCAAUCCUGUGGUGUCGAGGCAGAGCUUGAGACCAGACAUCAGUCAACCUCCGCUUCCAAUGGCAGCUGGAGCGGUUCCCAUGUCACCGCAGGACCCUGUGAGAUAUGAUAUGCCACCCCAGCCGUACCAACAACAGUCCCAGCAGCAAAACACCACGUUUGUGCUGCCACCUCCGCCUCCAGGUCCUCCCCCAGCUGACACUUCACGGCCUGCAAACUACGCGCCCCCGCCGCCUGGUUCGCUUCAGAUGCCACCAGGAGCCGUUGAGCCAGACCCAUCGAGAUUAGUCUCGGAGCAGACAUACGGGCAAAGUCACUUUCAAGACGGCACCACGGCGGCUGCAACGUCAGCAGCGCUGGCCGGCGCGGCGCUGGCAGCGACUCAAAGGCCGCAGUCGUUAUCCCCAACUAGACGGCAGCGCUCUCGGACAGGCUCAAAAUCUCGAAUCCCGGGCCGACGUGGCAGUAUGACCUCAGCGGGCCCUUCGCAAGCGAGUGCGUUGGGCGUGGAAAGCCCGCCAGUCAGUCUCAAGAUGAAAAUGCAUCCAGAUGGACAGCACGUCACCUUACGACGAUUGAAUGAGGAAGAAGCCGCGGCCGAGCGUGCUGCUCGAAGACGCGAGCGAAGAUCACGACGUGCUUCUAGCCUGAGCAGUGCCGAUGAGGGCCCUUCGAGGUACAGGAGGAAUGGUGCACAUAUGAGGGAUUCAAGCCAGCAGCCGAUCUCCAACGUACCCGUUCCGCCACCAGCAAUGUCAAAUUCUCUCAUUGGCAGUGGUCGACCUCCAUCGGAACUGAACCUGCCCACACCGCCUCCUCACCGUGUUCCACAGGCUUCCGAGUCCCCUUCGGGCGUGCCUCCAGUGAGCGGCCCGGCUGGAAGCGGAAUGGUCGCGAGUCCUGGGAAUACAGGAGGUACGGACCUGGGAACUGGCACUGACGUGAGCGCAUUCGACAACAAUCGGAAGAGAAGGAGAGCAGAGAGAGCAAGGAGGUUAGAAGCGUCAAGAGGAAACAGGGUCGAGUUCUCGUGAGCAUGUUCUGUAAUGGUGUGCGGAUUCAUCUGGCUUCGAAUUUGGCGUUCUGAGCGAGCAUUCUGGUUUCAUGGAACGGGAGAUUCUCAGCACUACAGGGCAUGAUAAGAUAUGAUCACGUACUCAAUGACGGAAUGUGAAAAUGCGGGUUUGUCGAUAGGUUCAUGGAGAAGCAGGUUCUUCGUCUGUACAGAGAUGUCGAUAGG